AUGGCACCGUACGAGGCCUUAUAUGGGAGUCGAUGUCGGUCUCCUCUUUGUUGGGACGACGUCGGAGAACGCCGGUUGAUCGGGCCAGACUUAGUGGAGGAUGUGGAGGCGAAGAUUCGCAUUGCGAGAGAGCGGCUUCUGACUGCACAGAGUCGACAGAGGAGCUACGCGGAUCAGCGGAGGCGUGACCUGGAGUUUCAGGUCGGUGAGCAUGUGUUGCUCAAGGUGUCGCCAUCCAGGGGGAUCAAGCGGUUCGGUUUGCGGAACAAACUCAGUCCACGGUUCGUGGGACCGUUUGAGAUCCUAGAGCGCAUCAGUCCGGUAGCGUAUAGAUUGGCUCUUCCUCCAAGUCUCGCCCGUGUGCACAAUGUCUUUCACGUGUCCAUGCUUCGGAAGUACAUUCCAGAUCCGUCUCACGUCAUCAGUCCGACGUCUAUUCAGCUACGGGAGGAUCUGAGCUAUGAUGAGGCUCCGUUGAGGAUUCUGGCACGUGAGGUGAAGCAACUGCGGAAGAGGAGCAUUCCGUAUGUAAAGGUUCAGUGGGCAAAUCACGAGGAGCGUGAAGCUACGUGGGAGCUGGAGUCUUCUAUGCGGGAGAGUUAUCCGCAGUUGUUUGCAAGGGAUGUUUAA
Messenger RNA from Ananas comosus (pineapple), 630 nucleotides. RefSeq lists its product as uncharacterized. The coding region runs from base 1 to 630 and encodes 209 amino acids. Lineage: Eukaryota; Viridiplantae; Streptophyta; Magnoliopsida; Poales; Bromeliaceae. The record is from RefSeq and is a predicted model, not a curated record. The transcript has a single exon.